AUUAAAUAAAUGUUUUUUUCAAAUGUUACAGAGGGAAAGAGUUACAGAAUGUCUCAAGGAAGCACACAAUGUGUUCUGCCAAUCACUGUGAUUUCCAUUUUGUAAGCCUUGAUCACCUUGUAACCAAACCUUCCAUCUGGGUGAGAAGACAUCACUUGUGAAAGACGGGUGCUGUACCACAAUGAUCCGACAUCUGGCUGCUUUGAUUCUUCUUACUGUAGUGUCUGUGAUUCAAACUGCAGAGGUUCCUCACCUGAUCCCUUUGAUUUUGGUUGAACCUGGUGACAAUGUUACUUUUCGAUGUCCAUUUUCUGACAACGACAAAUUCUUUACCUGGUAUAAGCAGCCUCUUGGACAUAUGGGCCAAACAGUCGCUUCUGGACUUGUUGGCAAAAUAACAGUCACUGAACAAUUUAAGUCACAUUUCACAGUCGCAAAAGGGGAUGCUCAGUAUUCUCUCAUCAUAAGAAAUGUAAGCAAAGAGGAUGAAGCAACAUAUUUCUGUCAGAAAGGAAUGUCAUAUUCACAGACAUUCGUCAAUGGCACAUUCUUGGCUGUGAACGACAACAAUCAGCAGAAAUCAGUCUAUGUGAAACAAAGUCCGGAGACAGCAUCAGUCCAGCUGGGAGACGCACUGACUUUCCAAUGUUCACUGCUCUCCAAGAACACAACAGAAAACACAGAUCGGUGUCCAGGUGAACACAGUGUGUACUGGUUCAGAGCUGGAUCAGGAGGAUUUCAUCCAGGCGUCAUUUACAUUCACAGGAACAGGAGUGAUGAACAUGUGAAAAGGAGCUGUGUCUACAGUCUGUCCAAAACUAUACAGGACUCCUCUGAUACUGGGACUUACUACUGUGCUGUGGUCACAUGUGGAGAAAUCCUGUUUGGUGAAGGAACUAAAGUGGACACAAGAUCAAAGUUUGAUCCAGUUGUCAUUCUACUUGGAGCGCUGUUGGCCUGCUGUGUGACUGUGAUUGUAGUCCUCAUUUUCUACAUUAAUGGGAGGAGAGUUUGUGACCAUUGCAACGGAGCAACAGGAGCUUCUCAUGAUCUUGGACAUGAAAAACCAACUGUGGAACAAUCAAACAACCUGGUAAUUAUGCUUCUGGUAAAUAUGUGUGUUGCCCUGUUUGCACUGGCUAAAUCCAGGAGGUAUAAAGCAAACUUUAAUAAAUUCACUGUUAAGUGA
Thunnus maccoyii (southern bluefin tuna) is the source of this 1189-nucleotide messenger RNA. RefSeq lists its product as uncharacterized. The transcript is spliced from 6 exons. Gene Ontology annotation, biological process: response to bacterium. Lineage: Eukaryota; Metazoa; Chordata; Actinopteri; Scombriformes; Scombridae. Bases 182 to 1189 code for a protein of 335 amino acids. The record is from RefSeq and is a predicted model, not a curated record.